AUGACAGAUCAUUUUGCUCUAGGUCUAGGUGCUCUUCUUCUGUUGCUACUAAGUACCAGUUGUUUCAGUUCUGAGCUUGAUGUCCAAUGCUUGAGAGAAGUUCAGAAAUCGGUGAUUGAUCCAAAUGGUAUACUCAAUUCCUCAUGGAUUUUUGAUAAUGGCACUGCGGGUUUCAUAUGCAAAUUUACUGGUGUGGAGUGCUGGCACCCAGAUGAGAAUCGAGUUCUUACAUUGCGCCUCAGCAACCUUGGACUUCAAGGUCCAUUCCCUAAAGGUCUUAAGAAUUGUACCAGUAUGACUGGGCUGGAUCUGUCAAGUAACAACUUUACAGGCGCCAUCCCUUCAGACAUCGAGCAGCAAGUGCCAUUUUUGACAUCUCUGGACCUCUCCUAUAAUGGUUUCUCAGGAGGAAUUCCAAUACUUAUUUAUAACAUUACAUACCUAAACACCCUUAAUCUUCAGCAUAACCAAUUGAGUGGUGAAAUCCCAGGGCAGUUCAGCGCCCUUGCUCGGUUACAAGUGUUCAAUGUUGCUGACAACCGACUAUCAGGGACUAUUCCAAGUUCUCUACGGCACUUCUCGGCAUCAAACUUUGCUGGUAAUGAAGGACUGUGUGGGCCUCCAUUAGGUGACUGCCAAGCUUCAGCGAAGAGCAAGAGCACUGCAGCAAUCAUCGGGGCUGUUAUUGGAGUGGUAUCUAUGUUUGAGAAUCCAGUUUCAAAGAUGAAACUAAGUGAUCUCAUGAAAGCCACAAACCAAUUCAGCAAAGAGAACAUCAUUGGUACUGGGAGGACAGGAACUAUGUACAAGGCAGUGCUACCUGACGGUUCCUUCCUAGCUGUGAAAAGGCUACAAGACUCGCAACAUUCUGAAUCACAGUUCACAUCAGAGAUGAAGACACUUGGCCAAGUGAGGCACCGGAACUUGGUUCCACUCUUGGGAUUCUGUAUUGCCAAGAAGGAGAAGUUGCUGGUGUACAAGCACAUGCCCAAGGGCUCACUCUAUGAUCAGUUGAAUCAAGAGGAAGGUACUAAGAUGGAUUGGCCGUUGAGGUUACGAAUCGGUAUUGGUGCAGCAAAAGGGCUUGCAUAUCUCCACCAUACCUGCAAUCCUCGAGUUCUUCACCGCAACAUCAGCUCCAAAUGCAUCCUCUUGGAUGAGGAUUUCGAACCAAAGAUAUCGGACUUUGGCCUUGCUAGGCUCAUGAACCCAAUAGACACCCAUCUCAGCACCUUUGUCAAUGGGGAAUUCGGAGACCUCGGUUACGUGGCACCGGAGUAUGCGCGUACUCUGAUGGCCACGCCGAAGGGCGAUGUCUACAGCUUUGGUGUGGUUCUCCUUGAGCUCGUCACCGGCGAGAAGCCUACCCACGUUUCCUCAGCCCCUGAGAAUUUCAGAGGGAGCCUAGUGGAAUGGAUCAAUUAUCUGUCCAACAACGCACUUCUCCAAGAUGCUAUCGACAAGUCGCUGGUAGGGAAGGACACCGAUGGUGAGCUGAAGCAGUUCCUGAAAGUUGCGUGUUCCUGCACGCUCGCCACCCCAAAGGAGAGACCAACCAUGUUUGAGGUUUACCAGCUCGUUAGAGCCAUUGGGGAAAGGUACCAUUUCACUGCCGAUGAUGACCUAGUGCUGCCACCUCUUAGCACAGACGGUGACGGUGUAACCCUCGACGAACUCAUUGUUGCCAAGUAA
Messenger RNA from Miscanthus lutarioriparius, 1692 nucleotides. The record is from the annotation of a GenBank genome assembly. NCBI's taxonomy places the organism in Eukaryota, Viridiplantae, Streptophyta, Magnoliopsida, Poales, Poaceae.